Messenger RNA from Artibeus jamaicensis (Jamaican fruit-eating bat), 3959 nucleotides. RefSeq names its product XK related 5 (gene XKR5). Gene Ontology annotation, biological process: apoptotic process involved in development; engulfment of apoptotic cell; phosphatidylserine exposure on apoptotic cell surface. The record is from RefSeq and is a predicted model, not a curated record. Lineage: Eukaryota; Metazoa; Chordata; Mammalia; Chiroptera; Phyllostomidae. Gene Ontology annotation, cellular component: plasma membrane.
CGCCCAACCUCGCGUCCCAGGUGGACUACGCCGACCCCCCACUCCGGACUUCUGCACCUCCCAGCCUCGCCGCCAUCUGUUCGGUCUGCCACUGUUUCACCCCGGCUGCAAUUUGGGGUGGGAACCGCUGUUUUCCGAGUUGGGGUUCUCAUGCAGGGACAAUCAACACCUUCCUUCGUGAUGUUUUCUGCUGUUCAACCACCCUCCCGUAGCUUCAGAGCAGAAAGCGUCCACUGUAGUUCUUAUUCACACUGCUACUGUUCCAGGAGAAAGACCCCCUUCCAAACUUUAUAAAAUUUAUUUUUAGAGAGAGGGGAAGGGAAGAAGAGAGAAAAACAUCAAUGCGUGGUUGCCUCUCACGCGCCCCCUACGGGGGACCUGGCCUGUAACCCAGGCAUGUGCACUGACUGGGAAUUGAACCACAAUUCUUUGGUUCACAGGCCCCUGCUCCACCCACUGAACCACACCAGCCAGGGCAGGGCACCUUCCACACUUUUAAUUCCUUGGAUGCUUUUUUAACCUCUGAGGUAUGGGAUGCUGUCUAUGCUUCAAGUAAUACCUGGAGAUUAGGGGGACGUUUUUUUCUAAACUGGGAAUGUGGCAGAAAGUAUGGAAUACAAUGACCCCUCCCUGCCCAUAAACACCCGCUCCUCCCAAUCCUAGUCUGCACAUGACGUCAAGUUCUUACCGUUUCUACCAGGUGAGAGCCCUGCUCCGAGCAUGUGCAACCUGGGACACACGCCCUCUGCAGGGCGCCCAGAGAAGUAGGAAGUCGACAAAGAGGCAGGUUGUGGGACUUGGACACCGAGAUGUGGGGGGAGAGAGAAGCUGAAGGACUGGGCAUUCAGGCCUCCGAAAUGCACCCUUCUGCCUGCCAUCGGUUUAGAGGGAAGAGACUCGGGAAGGUCGCGAGGGUUUUGUCCUCUGUGUUUCCCAGGGGAGUCCCAGGUCAGAAUUCACCUUUCUGGUGAGAAAACCAGAAACACAUUGAGAAGUCCACGGAAAACUGGGUCAGGGGGUGCUCUUGGGAUGGAUAAACACUACCCCCAACUAAAUGAAGCAUUUUAGAAGAACCACGCUGGAAUGACAGGGGAGAAAAACGGAGGGGUUGGCCCCUUGGCUUUAUUCUGGUAAAUGGAAAAUAAUCAUAAGCAUUUCACAGGUUCGCCCGAGUGCCCUGCUCUCGCUUGUCCCUUCAAGGGUUAGAGUCUCCUCCUGGGACUUCCCUGCAGCGGGGGUUUUGCGGGGAAAAUUAGAGCAUUGUGACAGUGCAGCCAGCUCCGGCGGGGAAGUGGCAAAGGCCCUGACUCAAGGACUACUGUGGCUAAUUGCCUGCUUUGGGGGUUAGAGUCCCCAAAUUCACCAUCAUCUUCCCCAUGCCUACAUAAAACCCUUAAAUCCCACUACACAGGCCUGUGUAUAUAGACACAUCAGUGUGUACCCACCACACACGGGGUUCGGCAGAAGGAAGGCCUGCUUGAGUGUGGUUGGUAAAGUAAUAAUAGUGUAAUAACUUAGAGCUUUAACUUGAACAUUUCAUCUAAAAUGCCAUAUGGUGUGCUUGAGUGUGAUGUGAUGUUACAGAAUUACUUGCUUGUGAUUUUGGAGUAAAAGCGUUUGUAAUAGAAGCGGGGGCGUUAUUUGUGCCGGACCUCAUAGCUACACACGCCCUGGAGAGAAUGUUUCCCGGGGCAGGGUUACUUCUUGCAGAUUGGAGUCUUGGGUGACCCUGCGCCCAUCUGUAUCUAGAAGCCCCGUGGUGAGGGCAGAGACAGGGGUGGAUUUGAGGGCAAUUUGCAGAGACAGAGCCGGUCGGCUUCCUCUGUAAGAUUUCCAAAGGACCCACGGAGGGCUCUACAGAUCCCCCACCCUCCACAGACACGCACUCCCUGGCCAGCCCACCACCCCAGACAGCCACCCGCAGUCCCAACUCCACCACGCGCUUCCCCAAGUUUGGGGAACAGCGAGGAGACACCCCUGCCCACUUCGCGGCCCGGCCUUACAGGCGCUCUCCCGCCAGGAGCCAGACCCCUCGGCGCCGCCCGCCCUGCCCCAACGGCCCCAGCAGCAGCGACUUGGCCCCAAACGUUCCCGACCCGCGCGCCGGGCACGGAGGGGGGUGAGCUGGAGAAGGGGGCGAGGCGGCGGCGGCGAGGAUGCGCGCAGGGCUCCUGGGGCUCUCCGCCCUGCUGCUGGCGGCGGAGCAGAGCGCGGGCCUCCGCACCGCCGUCUGCUACUUCGUCGCGAGACAGCUGCUCUGGGCGUGGCUGUCGCGCGUGCUGCUGCCUGGCUUCCUGGUCCAGGGCCUGAGCUACCUGUGGUUCCGAGCAGACGGACAGCAAGGUCACUGGGGGCUGGUCGCGCUGCACCUCCUGCAGCUCCGCGUGUGGAAGCGUCCUCCAGCCCUUGCAGGGCUCAGAGGAAGCCCCCUGCUAUCCUGUCCAUUCCAGUCUCCGAGCCCGCCACCCCCGCACCCCAGCCGCCCCACAGCUGGGGUGAGCAGGACCCCUGCGGCAGUGUCUUCAGUGCGCAGUGAGAGAUCGGGGCCCCCAAUGUGCAGACAUGACCGGCCACUGUCUAGCAUGUUCCCCAGGUCCCAACGACAUGCCAGGAAAAGGGGGCCAUCCUGGUCAAGACUGCACUCGGCUCCGCACCGUCACCCCUCCUCCCUCAGGCACUGGGACCUCACCCCCGCUGUGCUGGGGAAGGAAGGGGCGACCCCCCACCUGGGCCCGCUGGGGCUCCUGGGGGCCGACCUGUCCGCCCUCCGCCUCCUGGAAGCCCUGCUCCAGGCCGGGUCCCAGCUGCUGCUGCAAACCUACGCCUUCCUCACCUCCGACUUCGCAGAUGUCCUGCCAGGGGCGAGUGCCCUCUGCUCCUGGGCCGCACUGUCCUGGGCCCUGGCCUGCUGCGCUGGCUUCGCGGGCUCCGUGAAGCCGCCCCCCCCCCCUUUGCCGCGGGCUGCCCUCGCCUGCCAGCAGCUGUGGAGGAUGGGCGUGGUGGGGGCCCGCGUCCUGAGUCUGGCGCUGUUCUUCAGAGCCCACCACGCCUGGGGACUGGCGGUUGCAGGGGCCCGCUGGCUGGUGAUGACGUUCUGGCUGGUGGCCCAGCAGAGUGACCUCGUGGACAGUGCCUGCCACUGGAGGCUGUUCAACCUGCUCGUGGAGGCCACAUACACCCUCUGCUACCUCGAUGUCCAGCACAGCCCUUCCAGGAACAGGAUGGCCGAGUUCUACACGAUGAGGACGGAAAACUUGGUCCUGCUGCUGUUGGCCACUGACUUCCUCCAGGGGGCGUCGAGGACCAGCCUCUGGGCCUCGGCGGGAGUCUUGGCAGGAUUCCUGAUCCAUAAGAGCCAAAGGGGCCUACUUAUUCUCUCCACCGCUGCGUCCCAAAUGCAUGACAUGCAGCAGAGCUUUGUGGGGCGGUCCUGUGGCGUCGCAGGGGCUGACACCCCAGAGAGAGAAUCUACUCCCCCGGCCACUGCUCUAGCUGGGGAGAGGCCGGAGAGCCCGGGCCAAGGGGAAGGGUAUGAGCUGACAAGCCUGGAGAAGCCCCCCAGCCUGCAGCCGGUGCCCCCAGAGGCUGGGCUGGAAGGCCAGGGGGGGGGAGACUCUUUCUUCUGCUACCACCACUGGCUGCUGCUGAAACUUGCCCUGAGGACAGGAAACCUGUCUAAGAUCAACGCAGCCUUUGUCUGCUCCCCUGCGUGGGGGUUGAGCCAGCGGAACAACCAGCGGGGGAGGACGAGGUCCUCCCUGCAAGAGCCCCCCUCGCCACCCCAGGGCCCCCUGACCUUGGGGAAGGGCUCCAAGCUUCCAGGUGACCUGAAAGCAGGGGCUGACACGUUGGAAACCUCGAGUUACGUCUCUGUGGACAGUGACGAUUAUGACAAAGCUCCUGUCCAGAAGCCUGUUGUGGCGGCAUUAUUUUGUGAAGGGCAUGGUAAAAGGACCUAA